CACUCUCCGAGACCGAGAGUUUCAACGUGAUCCCGGGAAAUUGUCGUUUCCGAUCGGAAAAUCGGAAGAUUCUCCUCCCCGAAAUUUGAUCCAGUGAAUAUGAAUUGCGAAGUUUGUCAGUUGAAGGAACUGGAAGUCGAACACUUCGAGAUUCGUGAGGUUUUGCGCUGCCUUCUACAUACUAUUGUCUUUCAUCGAGCACUCGGUCUUAUUCGGCCCAAAGAUAUUGAUCUGGAGCUUUUUGAGAUCACAUACGUACAAUGCGGUGAAAUAGAAGUGGAAAAGAAAAUCGAUGAGAAAAUUGAGCAAUUCAUGAGUUGGGUUGAUAAACACCCCAACAAGAAAAGUCAGAUAUGUUUAUCAUUUUAUGAAGUCAAAAGCAAACAACCAUCUUGGUUCACUAAUAAAAUCGAAAGGCUGUAUUGGGAGCAAUGGUACAUCAAUCUGAAUGUGACUCAGCCUGCAAAAUCCCAAACCAGCAAAUCCCAUCAUUCUAAAGUAGUUAUAGAUCCAGGGGAGGCGUCUGAGGAGAGAAGUGCUCGUAGGACCAUGCUUGAGGCUUCACUUCAAGAGGUCUUGUUCCAAAUCAUAAAAUUUGUGAAUGAGAAAAAGGAUCACGUUCCUCCCAUAACCGAUUCUGUGCUCUACUUCCCGUUUGAAGUCAUUAUCCCAAGCUCAUCAGACUCCGCCUUUGGGAUGGAUAUGAUUAAGAGGAUGCUCCAUACCGGCCAUCCAACCAUGCUCGGCUAAAUCACCCAUGCCCAUAGUUCCUCAGAGUGACCAUUCUCCAAGGUACAAACCGCUCAACUUAUUAACUAUUACUACGGCCAGUUACAUUCACAUGUGGUAAAUCCGAAGGCUGACACUGGUAAACGUAAAUCUGAGUCAUCAUGUCCUUGUUUGCAUUCUCCUGUCCAAAUAUUCAGAUUUGUCUCUUUGCCCCGUUUGCUUCUUUCCUCGUGCUCUGCCCUUUUCCAAUGGGUUAUGAUGUUGCUCAUUUACUCUGUAAAUAUGUGCCUCAUUGUAUAGUCUCGUUCAAAGUCUUUGUUUUUGUUACGUUAUCAUCCUUUAAAAAAAUGUAUAUUUUUGAAUA
This is a messenger RNA of Tarenaya hassleriana, 1093 nucleotides long. Its product is annotated as autophagy-related protein 101. Gene Ontology annotation, biological process: autophagosome assembly; autophagy. The record is from RefSeq and is a predicted model, not a curated record. Bases 100 to 750 code for a protein of 216 amino acids. NCBI's taxonomy places the organism in Eukaryota, Viridiplantae, Streptophyta, Magnoliopsida, Brassicales, Cleomaceae. The transcript is spliced from 7 exons. Gene Ontology annotation, cellular component: phagophore assembly site.